CGGGUGGACGACGUUACAUCUCGUCCGUGCAACAGUCCGACGACCAGAGCAUGUCAAGGCAAGAUAUCGAGCGCAUGAACUCGGUGACGAAGGAUGAGGAGGAUGGGCAUAUCGAGGACUUGCCGAAGGGCAAGGAGCCCUUGUCGCCAGCCGAGCGGCAGGAGGCUUUCGAGGCGGCGCUGAAGAUCGACCCCGGGGUGAAGAGCUUCAGCUGGCAGGCGUUGCAGAUGUACUUGAUCACGCUCGUCGCUUGCUGCUGCUCCGGAGACACGGGAUUCGAUGGCACGGUCAUGGGCGGUAUCAACUCCAUGUGGCAAUAUCAGCAGUUCUUCGGUAUGACGGGGACAGGGUCGAAGACAAGUAUCGUCUUUGGUAUCUACACGAUCGGCUCGCUAUGUGGCACAUUUCCUGCAUCCUACCUCCCCGACCGCUUCGGCCGUCGAUUCUCCAUGUUCUUUGGCAACACCCUCAUCAUCAUCGGCGCCGCCUUGACUGCCAACUCACGCAACGAGGGCAUGUUCCUCGGUGGCCGUUUCUUGACUGGCAUGGGCGGUGGAUGCGCAGGCGCCAGCGCGAAGUCCUUCCUCGCCGAGCUCGCGCCGCCCAAGUGGAGAGGUGCAUACCUUGGCUUCCUCAACAGCUUCUACUAUAUCGGGCAGAUGGUGGCCACCGGCAUGAUGGUGGCGACCGGUCGUUGGGACAGCGAGCUCGCCUGGAGGCUGCCGCUAUACAUUCAGAUGGUUCCUGCGGCGCUCAACUUCUUGCUGGUGUUCUUGUGCCCGGAGUCACCGCGUUGGCUCUACAGCGUCGGAAAGGCCGACCAGGCCCGCCAGGUGCUCGCAAACCUUCACUCUCGCACCCGCGACAUCAACUCCCCGCUCAUCGCCCUCGAAAUGGACGAGAUCGAGGAGAAGGUCACGAUCGGUGGUGCGGACAAGCGCUGGUGGGACUUCCGCCCCCUCUUCCGCACGAAGGGCGAUCGCGCGCGCAUGAUCCGCGUCGUCACCGUCGGCUGGUUUGGCCAGCUCUCGGGCAACGGCCUCAUCACGUACUUCCUGCCUGUGCUGCUCAAGCAAGCGGGCAUCACGGACCAGAAUAAGCAGCUCACAUUGAACUUUGUGAACAGUGUGACGUCGUAUAUCGGAGCGCUUGCCGGCUCGUUCACGGUGGACCGCUGGGGACGCCGGAAGGUCCUGUUUUACAGCACGGUCACCAUUACGGGUAUUUUGGCCAUCGUCACCGGCUUGCUGGGCAGCAAUAAGGGCGGCAACCUGAUGCAGGCCAACGCUGGCAUCUCGUUCAUCUACCUCUUUAUGGUAGUCUUCUCGUACGGGUGGACGGCGAUGCAAGCGCUCUACCCCGCGGAAGUCCUGGGAUACCAAGCCCGCGCGAAGGGUCUCGCAUUCUUGGGCAUCGUAACACAGGUCGCGUCCUGUAUCAACACGUUUGGUCUCCCAGUCGCGCUCGACAAGAUUGGCUGGAAGGUGUAUCUGAUUUUCUGCAUCUGGGAUCUCUUCGAGUGCGUCGUCAUCUGGUUUAUGAUGGUCGAGACGAAGGGCCUGACGUUGGAAGAAAUUACGGAGGUGUUCGAGCAGAAGAAUCCUGUUGCAUACAGCAAGGAGCUGCUCAAGCACCACAAUCAGUCAGGGCUUGCUUGAGCGCAUAUCAGUCCUAUCUUCCUGUAUACUAGUAGUCAGCAGCGUAUUGAAGAUGAGUGUGAUACGGUCAUAUCAGAACUGUUGAGCAAGCCAUACAGCGCUGCGUCUGUGUCCUUCAGUGCAAAGUUUGCCUGCC
Molecule: messenger RNA, 1794 nt
Organism: Schizophyllum commune H4-8
Lineage: Eukaryota; Fungi; Basidiomycota; Agaricomycetes; Agaricales; Schizophyllaceae
Product: general substrate transporter
Exons: 13
Coding region: 51-1658 (535 amino acids)
Biological process (GO): transmembrane transport; carbohydrate transport
Cellular component (GO): membrane
Molecular function (GO): carbohydrate:proton symporter activity
Source: RefSeq, a predicted model, not a curated record